Messenger RNA from Lingula anatina, 918 nucleotides. RefSeq names its product metabotropic glutamate receptor 3. The record is from RefSeq and is a predicted model, not a curated record. Lineage: Eukaryota; Metazoa; Brachiopoda; Lingulata; Lingulida; Lingulidae. Gene Ontology annotation, molecular function: G protein-coupled receptor activity. Gene Ontology annotation, biological process: G protein-coupled receptor signaling pathway. Gene Ontology annotation, cellular component: membrane.
AACACAAAAUCGAAACUGAAACGAACGCACGUAGCUAUAGCUUUAGAACUUCUCACUUAAAGCGCACGCUGUUUACACAUUGACAGCGUACACUGGUUGAGCGUUCACAAACGGCAGCAUGAACAACUCUUUAAUUGAAAUCUCCAUUGAAGAUGAUUGAUGAAUGAUUAUCUCCCCGCUUUUGUAUAUUUAUUCAAAGAGAGAGAGAGAUGCCGAUCCAAUUACCGUCGUGUUUCAUUUGAAGCUCUUAACAUCACAACGGCGACGAUGCGUUACUCAGUGAUUCGAAUCAUCCCCUUGGUGUUUCUGCUUGACUUCAAAGCCAAGUCGGAGAUACUCGUUCCCGAUCUUCCACACAAACAGUACACCGUGAAUGGGGACAUUAAUUUGGGCGGGAUAUUUCCUCUCUCCGCCUUUGAUACAAAACUACCAUGUGGCAGCAAGUUGUGGUACGUUGGAAUCGUGCAGAUGGUGGAAUCUAUGGUGUACGCCAUAGAACUGAUCAACAACCGAUCCGAUUUGCUCCCGGGAAUCAGACUGGGUUACGCUAUUUUGGACAGUUGUUUAAAAGAUACCACCGCCCUGGCUCAGGCCAUGCAUUUCAUCCCGCGCAACGACACAAUUUGCAACAGUUUCGACCUAAUGACGCCAGCGCCGCCCGUGGGUACUGCAAACACCGGGUCGUCUGCCGCGGUUUCGGUUUCUAACAAUUCCAAAGAAUAUCACUUAUCCUUCGACGUCGUUGGUGUCGUCGGGGCAAUGAAGAGCGGCAGCACCAUGCAAGUGGCAAAUGCUUUGAAUUUGUUCCAUGUUCCUCUGAUCAGCUACGCCUCCUCUUCAGAUACGCUGAGCGAUAAGUCUAAAUACCCUUACUUCAUGCGUUUGGUGUCGCCAGAUAAAUUUCAGGUGCGUUGUUGA